AUGGCAAAGCUCUUUAUCGGAGGCCUCGCCUGGCAUACCACAGAUGAGACGCUAUACGAAGGUUUCAGCCAAUUUGGCAAUAUCGAGGAAGCGGUCGUGGUCAAAGAUCGUGAUACCAACCGCAGCCGCGGCUUCGGGUUCGUGCGCUUUGCCACCAAGGCCGAGGCGGACGAGGCCAUGCAACGGAUGAACAACACGCAGUUCGACGGUCGCUUGAUUCGAGUUGAUCAUGCACAAGACAGCAGACCCGGCGGUGGCGGCAGAGGAGGUAGUUUCGCUGGAAGAGGUGGAUAUCCCGUGUCAAUGGGGACGCAAGGCGCGUACGCACAGCCUGGAUCUCAACCACGGGAUCUGAACACCGGGGGAUACGGCCGCGGCGGCCCAUAUGCGUCUUCCUGGGGUCAAUACAAUCCACAAUAUCAACAACAGGGAGGAGCGUCCGGAGGACAACAAGGGGCACCGCAAGGGGGCCAGUAUGGCCAAAACCAGCCUCCAGGAGGCAACGACCCCUACGGGUCACAAGGACCAUAUCGCCGAUAG
Messenger RNA from Exophiala dermatitidis NIH/UT8656, 540 nucleotides. RefSeq names its product nucleolin. Bases 1 to 540 code for a protein of 179 amino acids. The transcript is spliced from 4 exons. Lineage: Eukaryota; Fungi; Ascomycota; Eurotiomycetes; Chaetothyriales; Herpotrichiellaceae. The record is from RefSeq and is a predicted model, not a curated record. Gene Ontology annotation, molecular function: RNA binding.